This is a messenger RNA of Cooperia oncophora, 744 nucleotides long. The record is from the annotation of a GenBank genome assembly. NCBI's taxonomy places the organism in Eukaryota, Metazoa, Nematoda, Chromadorea, Rhabditida, Trichostrongylidae.
UUGUUCUUUGUUGUGCAUACAAGUCGUUCAUCAUUUCUAGAAGAUCAAGAUAUCUCGGAUCUCGCUACUGUAUGGCAAUGUAAUGGCGGCCGCGAUUUCACCAAUUUCUGGGCAUCAGCUGGAAUUCCCGAGGACAUGUUGGAGAAGUUCGCACCACAUGUUGUGGGAAAGAAGGUGGACUCCGACGGCGAUCUAUUCACCGGAUUAGAAAGAGAGUUUGAUGUGAAAGACCCCUUGUCGUGGAGAAUCAACCAGGUUUCGACGAUAGUGAGGAAUUUGUCGUUCGAGCCUAUCAACAGAGUUACAAUGGCUCAGUGUUGGCCACUAUUUAGGUUCCUGUUUCUUUGUGCCAGUAGCAAGUGGGCACCUCUGUAUACCGCGGCUAUGGAUACCUUGAGCAACUUGGCUUGCGAUGUUGAUCUGACUUGGCAUAAAAUGGUGCAUUGUUCUGAUCAUGCUCUGCUCCGAAUCGUGAAAGAGGGAAUUUUUAGCAACGACAAGUUCAAGUUGAUACGCUCUUUGGAGAUACUCACGGCACUCAGCAGUUUCGAAGGGAAUGAGUCGACAAUAUGCGAUUUUUUGGAUAGCAAAAUGUUUGAACACAUAUUCAAUGUCGUCUGUAUAAAAGACAUAAUGAUGUGUGUCUACACCUUAGAGUGUCUCUAUCAGGUGAGAAUCUUUCAGGGUAAUUUUUGCCUAACGUGGUUGGAAGGGGGCAGCGCGACUGUGCCUUGUGCGACUUGA